This is a messenger RNA of Linnemannia hyalina, 8619 nucleotides long. NCBI's taxonomy places the organism in Eukaryota, Fungi, Mortierellomycota, Mortierellomycetes, Mortierellales, Mortierellaceae. The record is from the annotation of a GenBank genome assembly.
AUGGCACAGAAUGGAGACAACAACAGUAACAGCAACAUCAACAACGACACUCGCAGAGAAACCAACAGUGCUGCGUCAAGUCUCCAGGGCUCCUCUACUGGACCGUCCGCAAGCGCUGCCAACGUAGGGUCUGGCCAUCGUCCCGCCCUCAACGAAUGGAAGUUCCCAUCCACCCCCCGAGUCGCAACUCCCGCUCCAUUCGAACCACAACUACAACAGCUACAGCAACAGCAGGACUCUCUCCCAACAGGCGCGUCAUCACCCCCCAUCAACCAAGUGGCACAGUUCCAACAACAGCAACAACCUCUAGACUACUUCAACCAGCCCACUUCGUCCUAUGCACCCUCCGCCCAGCAACAGUUGCAGCAACAACACCUCCAGCAACAGCAACAGCAGCAACAACACCAGCAACAACACCAGCAACAACACCAGCAAAACUCACAACCAUUCUCGAUCAAUCUGGGUGGCGGCGGAGGCCAGUUUCGAGACGGAGCACAUACCCCGAGGUCGCCUUACUCCUUGAUUGGAUCUAAAGAUAACAUCCAUGGUGAACAACCGAGCCAGGAUGUCCUUCUCCAGCUACAGAACGGACUACAGCAGGCUCAAGGUUUUCAAAGGAGCAGUCAUAGCCACAGCCAGAGCCAGGACAGCAUUGGAACUGCGACUGAGCUUUCAGGCAUAUCGCAUCAUAUGCCGGCCUAUCAUUACCAGCUCCAACACGACGUCGCUCAACCAGGACACUCCCUCCCACCUCCACCCCCACCACCACCACAAGACAUACAGCUGAUCCAAGAACAGCAACAGCAGGGCAUGUCAAUGAUGCCUCACCAGCUUCAAACGCCAUCCGAGUUUGCUCUCAAGAUGCUGUUCACGCAGUUUGUCAAGAUGGCCGAGGCCAAACUCAAUGCCAUGGUGCAGAUCCCACUGCAAGACUCAGAACCCGAUAUCUUGUCGCCACUCAAGCAGGGCGUCGAUCCAAAGUUCGACAAACUAUUGGCAUCUUUGGGUUCAGUUGCGCGGCAUCGACCCAAACCUGUGAUCGACUGCGUGAUGCUCUGGCGCAAAAGCAAGAUCGAGUCCCUGGAUGACAAUGCAAAGUCGACAUCAGGGGAUUGGUCUAUCAACAUCAAGUUUAGGGACCCAAAGACCGUAAUCAAAGAGAGGAAAUCUGUCGUCUCGCUGUUUAUUAUGUCGCGAUCGUUGAUCGAGAUCGUCAGCCAGGUCCAAAAGGAUACUCUUCCGGACGAGCUCGGGUCCCGUCUGGAAGAAAUCGUCUUUAGUCAGCUCGAAACCGUAGAUCCUGAGUUUGUUCAAAGGUCGGCGAACCGGACGGCCAACAUGAACGCGUUGGUGGAGCUCAUGGGAUCACUCUCGAAUGUGCGCUUUGCUACUGUCAGUGAUCGAUUCAUUGCUGAACUGGAGAAAUACAAGACAGGAGCACCUGUCAAGGACAAGGAAAUGGAGCUUCGCAUGGAGAUGCUUAUCCGCGGCAUGCGCUAUCUUAACCUGAAGCUGUACCCAAUGGAUUGCCUUGACGACACCGCAGAUUUCCUUCAGAGUUGUGCGGGAUUCUUCAAAUUGGCGCGCGGGAUCAGGAUCAAGCAUGCAUAUGCCGAGCUCUUUGUCCAGCUUUUGACUCCUGUUGCCAAGGUGGCGUUGGCUGAGGUGAACCACCCUAACUGGUCCAAGACCGUAGAGCUUAUCUUCCCCAAGGCACGCAAGAUGAUCAACAAGCCACGGCAUGUCCAAGUGGCCUUCCCGCUCGUCACCAUGCUCCUCUGUGUCAGCAAGAAGGACUUUUUCAUGAAGCACUGGCAAUCCAUAUUCGACGCCUGCCGGGAGAAGUUCAAGGACAAGGUCAUGCGCCAGAUUGCCCUGACAUGCGCGUCUCAACUGCUUUGGGUUUUCCUUUUUCGCUGCUCUGAUGAAACCAACACUACCUACAGGAAACUGGACGACAUUGUCAAGGCGCUCUUCCCAUCCCAUCGGAGGUCGUCUGCCAUGCAGGAAGGAUCACUGAAUCAUUACGUCCGCUUCAUACAUUUUAUUGGAGCCCGUCAACCGGACUAUGCAACGCGGUCUAUCAUCUUCUUACUGAUGAACUUGGAGUCGUUCUCCAACGUCAUCUACACCAACCUCACCAUGGACAUGAUUUCGCCCGAACGGAUGACCAUCGCCGUAAGAGCAUUUAUGCUGAUCUUGGCAGACCUCGACAAGACCGGCAACCGUCCACCGUUCCCUACAGCCGGAGAUGCCGUCAACGUUGUCUCUGAUUCCGACACCGCAUCCGACAUUUUGGACCCGAGUAUUAUCAACCGAGCAGGAAUGCGGGACACAUACGACCAAAUGAUUGCUGUCCUCGGGAAGAUCGCCAUUGUUUGUGACCGCAACUAUGGUCAAACGACCAUCCUGGAGGAAAAGUACACAACUGCAAGGAGCAUGUUCUCAGCAGCGGCACUCAUGGCAACGGCGACCGGAGAUGGUGGCGCUUCGAUGGUCCACCAGUAUUCAACACUUGCGGUCUCUUAUAGCCGCGAAAAGCAGGUGUACUUUGAUCUUAUGACGGCUUGGGUGACUUGUCUCCCUCGCUGCAUGCCUUCAGGAAUCCAUCUGCAGAGGAUCAUCGAAUUUCUCUGCCGGUACACCGCCCACGUGGACCCAGAGCUGCGAAAAGCCUCGGCAGCAGCACUUGUCCGCAUCGCCAAGCAGUGCAAUUCGCAAAUGGUCGUGGCUGGAUAUUCUGCAUUCGUCUGCACUGUGGAGGAUCGUCUCUCAGAGCUGCUUGCAGGACUCUCUGUGCCCGGAUCAGCAGCGCCUGCAGAGACUGGACUCUUGGGGAUCUACAUCCAAAUCUUGGAGGCCUGGAUCCAGGACACUCGCACCCAGGCUCAACAGGAACGGGAAUCGAACAGUGCCAAUACUACCACAUCUAACGAUGGACCGGCCAACACCUCUUCCGCUCCCUUGGCCAGUCCGGCUACGUCUACCGAGGGUUCGCGUUCAUUCUCGUCCUUUGCUCCUGAAGUGAACUUGGCCACUCAGCUACUUACAACAGAGGAGAAUGGCCUGCUGUUCCUCUGCAGCCCCUCUCCAAUUAUCCGUCGGUAUGCCGUCUCGAUCUUAAAGCUCGCUGCCUCCUUUGACCGUCCAGAGUCACAACUUGCACCCGCAAGCAAUGAGCCCAACAAGGAGGAUGUUAUGCCAGCCAGUGUUUCUGUACGACCGCGUCUGGAGAUUACAAGGGUUUACCACCUCCUGCAAAGUGCCGUUCAGGAGCUUCUGCAGGUGGAUGAGAGCGGAAACGCCCUCAAGGACUGUCCUCUGGCGUUACACGAGUUGAUCCGACUGCAGAUCCACCACCAAAAAGGAUCGGGCGAGGUAUUCUCGCUUCUUGCAGGAAGUGAGCACAGUGUCGACGUCGGAAUCUGGCGGUCCUGCUUUCCUCUCCUGGUCACCAAGAUCUUCCACUACUUCCCGAAUCUCUGCGAGCCGUGCUUGGACACUGUCAGUCGGCGCUUGAUGAUCCUGUACCCUGCCAUCAUGACAACGACCGACCUGGCGCUCAACAGCACCCUGGCUUCCAAGUUUUCGAUCAAGACCACCCAAGUCGCCACGGAAGAGAUGGUCGAGCAAUGGCGCACGUAUUUGAUCUUUGUGUGUUCGACAAUGAUCCGGCACGAGCACCAGUCGCCCGCAGCCCCAGGACAUGGACGGAAAAAGUCUGCCCCAACUGAAAAGAUCACCUGUGCGCGGGAUCUCUUCCGACUCAUCCUGCCACUGUUGUACAGCGAUCGCCACUCUAUCAGGGAAUCGGUUGUCGCUUCCUUGGGAAGGAUCAACGUCCAUAUCUACAAGGCCAUGCUAGAGGACAUUCAGCCAUUACUCUUUUCAAUCCACGACGACUUCCGGUCCAAGAACGGCAUCAAGCCGCCCUACAACGGCAAGCGCAACAAGAAGAUUGAUCGACUUCGCGCCGAGAUUGCUCAUAUCUUCGACCUCACGGCGCCCUUGCUCAGGAGCCCCGCCUUGGUGCACGACGACCUCAUCACAUCCAGUUUGAAGGGCUAUGUCCGCGAGACGACCAACUUUCUUCUCGACACGGAAGUGAAGCAAGAGUGGGAGUUUGUGAAGCUACGAACACACUUUUGUGGGUUUGUCUGCCAUUCCUACAACGGCGUUUCACAAAUAGGUAACCCCGAGACGAUUGUUCCUUUUGAGUACCGUCUCACGCUCUUCAAGCUCUUUGGCGAUUGGUGUGGACACGGUCCGAGCACUUUUAUCCGGGACAGUGACAACCGGUCCAUCUGGUUUGGUCAUGACCCUAGCAACGAGAUCCAGAUGGAGGAGAAGUUUGACCUCGAGAUGGCAGCCCUUCGUGCCAUGGCCUCACUUUGCCAAGGGCCUAUCAACAACAUGGCGCCCAACCAGCGACCUGAUCGACCAAGGGCGUGCUUCAACAUUGAGGAGGUCUUCAGGUGGAUUGAGAGCGUCUUCCGCAGUCCUGACGAGAGGCUGUACACCAUCGCGCAGAGCGCGUUGGAGGCAUUGUUGAUUCAUAACCAGGACCGUGUAGAUUUGCUGGAGGACGCCCUGAACCAGUGCUAUGCAGGAGACAUGUCGCAAAAGUUCAUUCAGGGCCACUUUACAGCGCUGGUCGACAUUAUCUUGAGGAUCGAAUCGUACCCCUGUCAAGUCCACCAGAUGCUCAGCCUGGCCUUGUUCAAGUGUGGAGACUCCAACAUCCACAUCAGGACUUUAGCCAUCAAGUUGCUGAAGGUCGUCGAGGCCCGUUUCUUGACCGACACAUGUGCGGGUGAGUACGAGAUUGGGAUCGUCAACAAGCUGCCGACCAUUUAUCGACAGGCGCAGUAUGUCCUUUCCGCUCGCCUGGCACAGGAUCAGGCGGAGCAGACGUAUUCGCUGCUGUCAGAGGCGAUGAUGCGCUUUGAUCUGGUUCGGACCGUCUGGCGCGGCGAGAUGCUUUACUACAUUGCUCCCUGGCUUGGAAAUGUGGAGUUGGUGGUGGACGAGCACGACGACCUGAGCUUGACGUCCUUUGUGGUCCUGACAAACCUGUUCUACUUGACGGUCAAGUACGGUGACGAUCAUGUCAAGGAGGUCGAGAACCUGUGGGUGCAAUUGGUGGCCGGCGACAACUUUGCCAAUAUUCGACCCAUCAUCGUGUUCCUGCUGGAUCUCGGUCUGGAGAAGCGUAACCCAGAGUUUGUGCACCCUGCCAAGAAGGUCAUUGUCUUUUUGGGUCGCACUUCGGCUUGUUCGAGGAUGGUCGAUAUCCUCAUCAGCGAGAUAUCCCCGAGAGCGAUGGUUCCCAAGUUGAAGCAGGAGCGCAACCACAUCCAACCGCCGUUCGUCUCCGAGUUCUUCCUCGCCAACCUCGACAGUCUAAGCAAUGGCCGAGAGAAGAGACCAGCAUUCUCGCGAGGCCAGCUGGCGACCGUUCUGUUGGUCGAUCUUGCAGUCGAGGCAGGAGCUGAUCUCCGUCGACACCUCCCCCUGCUUCUUCAGGCGUUGUUUGUUCAGCUGGACCACUACACGGCAUUGAUUUGCGACCAGACUCGAUCUCUCCUGGUCCAUCUCAUCCACUCGAUCAUCAUCCGCGAGUCGCGUAGCUUUGAGAUUAUCGAGCAGUCGAACGAACUGGUCGACUUUUUGAACGCCAAAGAGGGCAAGCCACUAUGGGCCUACGACGACAUCAUCACCCUCAACACGCGCGACUCUCCGGAGCUUGAGUCCUUGGUCUACCGUUCCGUUCAAGUGUUCCAGGCGUCCGAGGUUGAGAUCCGUCAGCAGUGGGGCGAGACGGCACUCCAAUGGGCAACAGCUUGUCCCGUCCGACACAUUGCCUGCCGCUCCUUCCAGAUCUUCCGAGCCCUGGCGCCCAGUUUCAACCAGCACAUGUUGGCCGAUAUGCUUGCCCGUUUGUCCAACACGGUUGCUGACAAGAGUCAAGAGAUCCAGGCGUUUGCGAUGGAGAUUCUUAUCUCCUUGCAGUCGAUAAUCGAGCGAUUUGAUACUGCGCGGAUGAUGCAGUUCCCUCAAAUCUUUUGGGGGUCGAUCGCCUGUCUGUACACGGGUCAUGACCAGGAGUACCUGGAGGGACUUAAGAUUCUGGAGACGGUCACCGACAGUCUGGAUCUCAUGGACCCACCAACGCUCGAGUUCCUGCUGUCGUACUUUCCCGAGCAGUGGGACAGCGCCUUCAUGGGCAUCCAACCCUUGCUCCUCAAGGGCCUUCGAUCCGUCAACACUGAGCAGAUCUCGCUGAGACUCUUGCGGAGGAUCAUGUUUGUCUCUGAGAACGCAUUGAUCGACCCCUCGGAGCACCGCGUCGUCUUUUUGUUCUUGGGAGUUCUUCCCCUCCUGGCCGAGGGAUUCGAGAUCAAGGACAUCAACGACGACUGUAUACAGUGGGCGCAAGAUAUUUCGAUGAUUGCUGAACGAGACGGAUACUACAACAUUGUUAACCUCUUGGGAGCCUAUUCCAAGCAGCGGUUCCGAACCAAGGACGACUUUUGGCGACAGAUUGCGGUCCUCUUGCGGGAUCUGUUUAUUCCAGAGCUCCAGGCAGAGAUGAUCCUGUUCUUUAUACGUUUGCUCUAUAACAGCCCCGGACUCUACAAACACAAGUCGCUCAAGUGUCUCAAGUUGCUCCUGCCGCUGGUUGAUACGACCAGGAUUGAGUUCCUGGAGAUUGGUCCUGAGCUGGUGAUGCCGUUGCUGCGUCUGCUUCUCCAGGCCGAGUACGCAACUGAGGCGUUGGAGGUUCUGGACGCAGCGAUGAAUCUGUCGGAGCAGUCGGCUGAGAUCUUCAAGAUUCGUGUGCCCCUGGAUGCGCAGAGUCCCGGCCUAAACUUUGAGGACAUGACCAAGGGUAUUCUCGGCGGCGGCACUGGACUCGAGCGACGAUCGAUGUCCGAUAACUGGUCCGAGCCACGCCGGGAGCACUUUUGGCAGAUGACCCGGGCCAAUGUCAAUGCUGUGGUCAUGACUUGCACAGGAACUGGAUACUGGGGCGCCGAUGUCGAGCUCUUGGCAGAACACGAGAUGAACCAGCUUGGGUACCCGAUGGACGCAGGAGGGAUGCCGAUGGACUUUGUUGAGCGUGACGGUAUGCAUAUCGGACUAGACUCGAACUCGGCAUUUGGUGCGGCUUACAAUGUUGAUCGGAGUGAUGAGAUGAAUGGCAACCAGGUUCAGUAUGGACAUUUGGUCUCGGCGCUGGACGAUCUGACGGAGCAUUUUGCGGAGAGUGCACGGUUCAACGAUGCCCGGAAGCGAGAGAGUACGUCGUUUGGAGCCCAGCCUUACUCGGAUCAGAACAGCCAAUGGAACUAUCGACAUUCGCUCUUGGGAGGAGCCGGCGACGCGACUCUUCAAAGGGAGGCAGGCGUCGGCGCCGGAGGUGCGAAGGGUAGUAGUAGAGAUGGGUUAGCUUUGACUUUGAAUGGACCUGGAUUCAACCGCGGCCACCAGCGACAUUCUCGGCACAGCAGCAAGGGCAGUCGGGAUGAAUUUGGAUCUUUCUUCUCGCCCCACCAUGAAAGGAUUGUUGAGGAUGAUGAGGAUGAAUCGACGUUGAUGGCAGCCGAGAUCUUGAACAAGAGUUUGUCGAUCAAUCGGUCGUAUUCUUCCAUCCGGUCGUCGUUCUUGAUGGAGCCUUCGUCGUUCAACAGCGGUGCUGCUCUUGUUGGGUCUGACCUUGCUGCUGCUGAUGGACAGGACGAUUUGAGCAAAAGUGGCCAACCUGGAGUUGGACCGCAGUUGAGAUCGCCUGUUCCUGGGCUGGUUCCCAACAGCUCUUUUGCGGCGGGACGUGGUGGUGGUGGUGGUGGUCCGGGAUCAGGGUCGGGACAUCGUGUGCGGUUGCAGGCGCCUGGACAGGGGCAUCAUGCUCAGCGGUCGUCUGGUUCUGGAUCCAGUGCGAUGAGUGGACUCAGCAAUAGUCAGAUCUCUCAGACGUCUAGCAUGGCAGCAGCGCGGAAUCGAGGCAACCUGAACCAGGGUCAUCGUGCUCCCAGUAGCAAUAAGGGAAGCAACUCGAGUUCUGUCAUGGCGUCCAGUGCAGGAACAGGAGGUGCUGGGGCAGGAGGAUGGAACAAUGGUCGGACUGUGAGUGGACACCGGACACGUGCCAGCUGUGACGAUUUGUCAUUAUCGUCUUCGGAUGAUGACGAGGACGAGGAUGAUGAUUCGACUGAUAGCGACGGCGACUAUUCCUCACACCAGAGUCAUUCCUUCCAUCGGGACCAUUACGAGGAUGAAGGACGGACGCGGGAGAACAGUUUUGAUCGUGCUGGUGGUGGUGGUGGGAUGACUACGAUCAAGGGCCAUGGAGGAUCAUCUACACAGGGCAGUGUUGAUGAUACUACUGCAGGAGGAGCGUCGAGACGUGGUGGACAGACAACACCGACUCCGGGACAGUCUCAACCUGGGUCGAGGCCUAAUUCGAGACCAGGGUCAAGGACUGGAUCACGGCCGGGGUCGGUGCCUGCUUCUCCGGCGACUAAGCGGGUGAUGGAUCGGGUGAAUUCUAGGCUUGGUGGACUGGGGGCUGGGGAGUUUGUUGGAGUUCCUAAUGUUUAUUUGUCGCAGAAGUAA